Molecule: messenger RNA, 1596 nt
Organism: Penicillium antarcticum
Lineage: Eukaryota; Fungi; Ascomycota; Eurotiomycetes; Eurotiales; Aspergillaceae
Exons: 5
Coding region: 1-1596 (531 amino acids)
Cellular component (GO): membrane
Source: RefSeq, a predicted model, not a curated record
AUGUCUCUCCAUAAAACUGCCCGGAUCAUUUCUGUCAUUGCAGGGACGCUGGUCGCCCUGUCAUGCGGAACAAAUUAUGCAUACUCCGCAUGGGCACCGCAAUUCGCCCAAAAGAUGAAGCUCUCGUCGACUGAGAGCAACCUGAUUGGUGUUGCUGGAAACUUGGGCAUGUAUGCCAUGGGAAUUCCUAUGGGCCUAUUAACUGAUGCGCGGGGCCCAAGACUGGUCACGCUGGUCGGUUCGAUCGCUCUGGGUCUGGGAUAUUUCCCGAUCUACUCCGCAUAUGAACAUGGCGAGGGAUCCAUGCCGAUCAUCUUCCUAUGCCUAUUUACGUUCCUGACCGGUAUGGGUGGCUGCGCUGCCUUUGGUGGUGCUAUUAAGACAGCGGCAUCCAACUUCCCCGAUCAUCGUGGCACAGCUACGGCUUUCCCGCUGGCGGCCUUUGGACUCAGUGCUCUGUUUUGGUCCAACGUAUCCACACUCAUUUUCAAGGAUGAUACCGGCCGCUUCCUAUUGCUCUUGGCCCUCGGUACCUCCAUCUUGUCCUUUGCAUCCAUUCCAUUCCUGCGAAUUCUCGUCUCGGAGCCCUACUCAGCUGUCCCACACAACGCAGCUGAGUCCAAUAGGCUACACCAUCCCACGGAUCUCCGAUCUGUGCCAGAAGAUGUUGAAGAUUCUGGCCUACAUGGCUCAACCGCCUUCGAGCAUGGGCAACACCCCGCACACGCACGAUCCCAAUCAAACGUCUCAAACCACGGCAGACCAUUGAACCCUGACGACGAGACAUCCUCCCUGGUCUCGAAGAACGACCAUCCCCGGCCAUCCUUUGACACUCUAGAUGACGAUUUCCUGGACGAAGUAGCCGACGAGUCGCACCACCUCGACAUCAGAGGCUUAGCAAUGCUGAAGCGCGUCGAAUUCUGGCAACUAUUCCUCACGAUGGCGCUCCUCUCCGGAAUCGGCUUAAUGACAAUCAACAAUAUCGGCAACAGCGUCAAAGCCCUAUGGCUCUACUACGACGACAGUGCCACAGACACAUUCAUCCAACACCGCCAAGUCAUGCAUGUCUCAAUCCUCUCGUUCGGCAACUUCCUCGGCCGCCUUUUCAGCGGCAUCGGCUCAGACCUGCUAGUCAAGAAACUCGGCAUGUCCCGCUUCUGGUGUCUCUUCAUCUCAGCCGUCGUUUUCACCCUAACCCAGCUGGCUGGUACGUCAAUCUCAAACCCAAACAGCCUAGUUGUCGUCUCAGGUAUGACCGGUAUCGCCUACGGUUUCCUCUUCGGCGUCUUCCCUUCUCUUACUGCUCACACCUUCGGUAUUGGCGGUCUAUCCCAGAACUGGGGUGUUAUGACCCUCGCCCCUGUGUUCAGUGGUAAUAUCUUCAACAUUCUCUACGGAAGUAUCUACGAUGGUCACUCCGUUGUAGGGAAGGACGGUGACCGGGAAUGUCCCGAUGGUCUGGGCUGCUACCGCUCGGCUUAUUUCAUGACUUUCGUCUCGGGUAUCUUCGGUAUCGCCGUCUGUCUCUGGAGUAUCUUCCGCGAGCGCUCGAUACAUAAUGCCAUGAACAGAAAGGCCGGUCACCGACUUGCGUGA